AUGCCACUGCUCGAUAUGAUCGGCGUUGAUGCCUGUCAGCGGUCAUUCUGUAUUGCCUUUGCCUUCCUCAGUGGUGAAGACGAAAAUGACUAUAUCUGGGCACUGGACCAACUCCAAUCGAUAUACGAGUUAUAUGACAUUCGCCAGCCAUCGGUUAUCCUGACAGAUCGCUGCCUCGCCUGCAUAAACGCAAUUUCCCGGUGCUUUCCUGCGUCCAAGUCUCUGCUUUGCAUCUGGCAUGCGAAUAAGGCGGUGCUUAGCUAUUGCAAACCAGCUUUCGACCGUGACGAUGAGGACUCUAAUAGUGAUGAGAGGUGGGCUGAGUUCUUUGGGUAUUGGCACUCAAUCGUGGGCUCGAAAGAUGAGGAGACAUUUGAUCAACAAGUUGAAGAGCUCGAGAAGCGCUUUGUGCCACGAUACGUCAAGGAGGUUAGCUACAUACGGGAAACCUGGUUGGACCCGUAUAAGGAAAAGCUCGUCAAGGCCUGGGUCGAUCAAUAUGCUCACUUCGGCAAUGUGGCUACUUCCGGGUGGAAGGCAUCCACGCAUUAUUGA
Molecule: messenger RNA, 555 nt
Organism: Hirsutella rhossiliensis
Lineage: Eukaryota; Fungi; Ascomycota; Sordariomycetes; Hypocreales; Ophiocordycipitaceae
Product: MULE transposase domain-containing protein
Exons: 1
Coding region: 1-555 (184 amino acids)
Biological process (GO): regulation of DNA-templated transcription
Source: RefSeq, a predicted model, not a curated record